AUGGCGGACGAUGUCCGAGUGAGAAAAGAGGAGACUUGUUUACCAGAAGAUGUCGAGCAGGACACAGAGAAGGGGUCACGUCAAAACAAAGGCUACAAGAGCAAGGAGGAUCCAUUUGGCGAUGAGUCUAAGUCCGAAGUCAAAUACAAAACAAUGGCAUGGUGGCAGGCGGGUAUGAUUAUGGUCGCGGAAACAAUAAGCUUGGGGAUACUCAGUCUACCGAGCGUAUUGGCAGCGUUGGGCAUCGUACCAGGAGUGAUUCUGAUCGCUGGCCUCGGUAUCGUCGCAACAUACACCGGCUACGUCCUCGGGCAAUUCAAGCUUACCUAUCCGCAUGUUCACAAUAUGGCAGACGCAGGCGAGAUCCUGCUUGGUCCUGUAGGCCGCGAGAUCUUUGGUGCAGCGCAGAUGCUGUUUCUCGUCUUCGUGAUGGGCUCGCACGUCCUGACCUUCAGCAUCAUGUUGAACGUGCUUUCCAACCAUGGAACUUGCAGCAUCGUCUUCGGGUUCAUUGGUCUCCUCGUAUCUUUGAUCUGCUGUCUCCCUCGAACUCUUCUGAAAGUCAGCUACUUGUCUAUCGUAUCCUGGAUCUCGAUUCUUGCUGCCGUCAUCAUAGCCAUAGUCGGUGUCGGCAUUGAGAAGCCUGACGCUCACGUGCAGGCAACAGUACAUAAGACCUUCCCGAAAGCUUUCCUGGCGGUGACGAACAUCAGCUUCGCCUACGCUGGUCAUGCCACGUUCUUCUCCUUCAUCUCCGAACUCAAGGACCCGCGUACCUACCCAAAAGCCCUUCUCCUGCUUCAAGGCAUUGACACAAGCAUGUACAUCACUGUCGCUGUGGUGAUCUACCGCUAUGCCGGCACCAAUGUCACAAGCCCCGCGCUUGGCUCCACAACACCACUUUUGCAGAAAGUGGCCUACGGUAUAGCCAUCCCCACGAUCGUUAUUUCAGGCGUGAUCAACGGCCACGUCGCCGCCAAAUACGUGCUCGAGGCUGAUAAACAUCGCUUGCAGUGCGGAUUAGGUCUCUACGCGUCCGGCAAAGCUAUACACGAAGACUCUACGAGUGCAAAUGGCAGUUUUUCUUGUGCUGAUAACGGGAAGAGUGGUUCAUGA
Molecule: messenger RNA, 1116 nt
Organism: Bacidia gigantensis
Lineage: Eukaryota; Fungi; Ascomycota; Lecanoromycetes; Lecanorales; Ramalinaceae
Exons: 4
Coding region: 1-1116 (371 amino acids)
Biological process (GO): amino acid transmembrane transport
Cellular component (GO): vacuolar membrane
Molecular function (GO): amino acid transmembrane transporter activity
Source: RefSeq, a predicted model, not a curated record